Penicillium brevicompactum is the source of this 795-nucleotide messenger RNA. RefSeq names its product sulfotransferase family protein. The transcript has a single exon. NCBI's taxonomy places the organism in Eukaryota, Fungi, Ascomycota, Eurotiomycetes, Eurotiales, Aspergillaceae. Bases 1 to 795 code for a protein of 264 amino acids. The record is from RefSeq and is a predicted model, not a curated record.
AUGGAAGUCCUCAAGCAGCAUCUUUACGCCCUUGAGGCGCCAUCGCGUCCUCGAUCGGUGCCCAUGCAAGUCCUCGCCGUCGGGCCUUCGCGAUCUGGUACAGGCUCACUGCGAGCGGCGCUACAGCAGCUCGGCUAUAACCACUGCUACCACGGGUUUGACAUCGUCAACCAUCCCGAAGACGACGUCGUCUGGCAUCAGCUACGACUUAAACGAGAGCGCACUGGUACUCUGACGGCCGCUGAUUUUGAUGCUGUGAUUGGACACUGCGCCGCCAUCACCGACCACGCUGCGGCGGCAUUUGCGCCAGAGCUCAUUGCGGCGUACCCAGAGGCCAAAGUGAUUCUCAAUAUCCGCCAGGAUAUGGAUGCGUGGCAUCGCAGCGUCAUGGAGACUCUGAUGCCGCUGCACGAAAGUUGGAAGUUCUGGUUUCGUAGCUGGUUCUGUGCUGAGCUUUUUUGGAUGCAAGAGAGCUUUCUCAGGGGCAACUGGAACGCCUUUUACCGCGGCAGCUUCGAGAAGAAUUCCCGUCAAGUCUUGGUGGAGCACAGCCAGCGUAUUAGAAGCCUCGUGCCGCCGGAGCGGCUGCUAGAGUGGGAUGUCCACCAUGGAUGGGAGCCGCUGUGCCGGUUUCUUGACAAGCCGGUGCCUUCGACGCCAUUUCCCACAUUGCAUACCGUUCGUCGGUAUAAGCAGCUAUUCAAAGAACGCAUUGAGCAUGCGGACCGCAAUAUCACCCUGUGCAUCGCAGUUAUGGUGGGCUUGAUAGUCCUGUGGGCGAUGGUGCUCAGGUAA